AUGGUUCCUAAUUCUGAUCAAACGCUUUUCCAUGGAGAGUAUAAACUAAAACCGUUAGAUAUUCUUAAAUCUUUCAAAACUGAAGCGAGAAACUACCAUGCGCAUGGAAUAACGCAAUUUGAAGGAAGAUGGUGCGACGAAAAACUUCAAAGACUGUCGACUUUGUCAUUAGAAUUAGUCGAUUGCCUUGGAGACGAAAAAGCAUAUGAGUUAUUAUUGAAAAUUAAACUGAAGCUUAAUUCUGAGCUCGAGGAACAAUGUAUUUCAUCAAUGAAAAGGAAACAUGAAGAAAAUGGAGAUAAAUUACAUGAAAGAAAGAAAAGGAUGACAGAUAUAGAACUCGGAGAGUUGGUUGAUUUCGCUCUUGAUAUAGUAAAUAAACUCAAGUCAACAGAUGAAGGACAUCUAAGUCAAAUUGUGCGACUAGCUGUCGAUGAAGACAAGGCAUUUGUAAAUAUUUGGAAAUCUUUAGUAACCCAAAAGGACGAGAGUGCGAGGAUUCAAAAGUUUAUUUCUCUGAUGAAUGUCCGUUUUGAUAUGAAUUUAAAGACCAAGAGUGGAACAAUUUGA
This is a messenger RNA of Funneliformis geosporum, 570 nucleotides long. NCBI's taxonomy places the organism in Eukaryota, Fungi, Glomeromycota, Glomeromycetes, Glomerales, Glomeraceae. The record is from the annotation of a GenBank genome assembly.